CUACAGCAUUAAGUCGUGUUUGUUCUGACUAAAUGUUGAGUGGGCGACUCUCUGCUGCUGCCUCUUUGUUUAAUGGAGAUAUCAGCGAGUGCUAAUGAAGUCUGCUAAUCCUCUGAACGCUCCGUUAAUUCCUGUCCUCUUCAGCCUAACAUUCUGCCGUUGUAUUUGUUGAUGGCUGGAAGACGCUGCUGCUGCUGAUAGUUUUAUUGUUUUAUUGCUCAGACUCCAUUUAAAGUCAAUAAGUACUAAUGGACGUUUGUUUAACUUGAAUGUCAGCGUUCCUUCAUCACCUCGCUGCCCACCAGCUGUCAAUCAAACACGCCGUGUCAUGUGACCUGCUGGAGGAGGAGACUGAGGCUUCAAAACAGCAGCACUCAGAGGACCAGGACCAGAGACAAGUCCACAACCAGAACCAGGACCAGCGGAAGAUACCAGACCAGCAGACAGUAUGCAGUGUGUACGUUGUCCCGCCAUCUUCGUUCUUGUGGUGUUGGUCCUGUGCGGCCCAGCUGUUUCCUCUCAGCCCGACAGAGACCAGGACCAGUACCAGAACCAAGACCUGGAACUGGAGCUGCGUCAUCACCGGCUGCUGCAAAGGGCUCAGAACGCAGGACUCCUGUCACAGGAGUGGAGUAAACGUGCGGUGGAGGACCUGCUGGCUCAGAUAUCUCUACCUGAGUCUCCCCAGAGGGAAGCGGAGGUGGUUUCUAUGGCAACAGGAGGAAGGAUGAACCUGGAGCGGUCCGUUGACCCACCCAACAACCUGCCUCCCCGCGAACGCAAAGCUGGAUGCAAGAACUUCUACUGGAAAGGCUUCACUUCCUGUUAAGGGCCGCCCAGCUGAGGCCACACCUUCACCAGACCAACCGACCAAUUCCAGAUCACCUGACCUUCACCUGAGCAACUGGACUGACCAAUCAGUGGCUGUCUGGCUGCAGUGUACCUGAA
Molecule: messenger RNA, 948 nt
Organism: Toxotes jaculatrix (banded archerfish)
Lineage: Eukaryota; Metazoa; Chordata; Actinopteri; Toxotidae
Gene: sst1.2
Product: somatostatin 1, tandem duplicate 2
Exons: 4
Coding region: 449-829 (126 amino acids)
Biological process (GO): regulation of cell migration
Cellular component (GO): extracellular region
Molecular function (GO): hormone activity
Source: RefSeq, a predicted model, not a curated record